AUGACUUUUUCAGACAGAUAUAAGUUUGUUCUAAUUGCUUUGGGAAACUCUGGCAGAGGUUCUGGGGCAGUUGAUCAAGGAUCCCCUGCCCAGGAACUGUCCACAUAUCCCCUGUACCAGUUUUGGGUUUCUCCUGUCCUGGAUCCCCCUCUCCUCGCUGUCAUUCUCCUUGCCCCCUGCUCAUUCUCAUGUUACCUCGCUCCUGGUCCCACCCUGCUCCCAUCCCAGUCUGGAUCCCACUCUUGGUCUCAUUCCCUGUCCCGUAUUCUCUGUCUGGUUGUCAUUCUCAUAAUCCCGGUCCCAUAUUCCCUGUCCUGUUCCCGUUCUCAUAUUCCCAGUCCUCAUGCUGGUCCCGCAUUUCCAUUUCCAUAUUUCCUGUCCCAUUUCCGUAUUUCCAUUCCCAGCCCUAUUUCUAAUCCCGGUCCCAUCUUUCUAAUCCCUAUCCCAUAUUCUCUCUCCAGUUGCUGUAUCUGUAUUCCCUGUCCUGUUCCCACAUUUCCAUUCCCAGUUCGUGUCCUGUAUUCCCCGUCCCAGUCCUGUAUUCUUGUUUCUGUUCCUGGUUCCCGUUCCCAUUCCCUGUCCCCAUUCCCUGUUCCCUCUCACCAGGCCCCGCCGCCAUCGCUCCGGCCCCCCCGCGGCCCACACGUGACCAGGGAGAACCCCGCGCUGCUUCCGCCCACCAAUCACAGCGCGCGAUCGCUCCUGGAUUUGCAUAACCACGCUUUCGGUCCUGACCCCGCCCACCGCCGGCUGAAGCCGCGUCCGGGCGCUGUUUAUUCCCAGUUCCGUCCCAGUGCUCCCAGUAAGAGCGGUCCUAGCACGGAAAGCGCUCCCAAUUCCUUCCGGGUUCUCUCAGGAUCGCUUCGAGUGCUCCCAGUAUUGGUUCCAGCACUGUGCAGGGCACGGCCACUUUGGAACCCCCCAGGGCAGAGCACGGCUGCUUUUCAGUGUCGGCACCGACCUGGGCCGGGCUGGGAGCGGAGGAGGGGGAGGAAGGAAAGAGGAGCGGGAAGAACAAGAAGGGGAAAGUCAGGAACAUGAGGAAGAGGAGCUGCAAGAGAAAGAGCAGCAGCAGAACCACUCGGCUCCCCCGCCCGCCCGCUCAGGCUGCAGUUCCCCCAACUCUGGCAGCAUCACCCUGCCCCCCCGGAACCCACAGGAUUUCCCAUUCCCAAAUCAUGGUCAGAUGGAGGAGGAGGCCGUGAGGAAGAUGGCCCAGAAGCCCUAUGCAGACAAGGAGCUGAGGAUGGAGACCAGGGAGGACAAAUCCCCACAGCUGAACCUUAUGGAAAAGGCAUUUUAAACCAGCUCCAUGGUGCAGGAAUCCAAGGAGGAGGAAAAGCCCCAGAGAUCCCUCAUGAGGGGUUACAAAUGCAGAUCACGGUGAUCCAAAGCAGAAAGACCCACUCCGGGCCAGGGAGGUGGCCAGAGAUGCUGCUGGAGCUUAGAGCUGAGAGUCCAUGAGCAGCUUCAUGAUGGGGAGAAGCCCCACAAGUGCUCAGAAUGUGGGAAGAGCUUCAGCAAGUGAUCCUACCUGAUCCAACACUGGAGAAUCCACAUGAGGGAACAGCCCUAUGAGUGUGGGGAGUGUGGGAAGGGCUUCAAGACAAGCUCUGACCUGACUGCCCACCAGAUGAGCCACACAAAGCAGAGGCGUGCCGAUUGUGAGGAAUGCAGGAAGACAUUUAAGACUAGCUCCAGUCUCCUCAGGCAUCAGCAGAUUCAGAGGAGAGGCCCUUCCACUGACCCAACAAUGGGAAUGGCUUCAACCAAAACUCCACUGUCGUCACCCACCAGCGCAUAUAUACUAGGACGAGGCCCUACGAGUGUCCCAAAUGUGUGAAGUCCUGUUCCAGAAGCUCUCACUUUACCCUACACCAAUGAAGGCACCACUAAGGGAAGCCCUGCAAAUCAAGUGCAGGAAGAGCUUCAUGUGCUGCUCCAGCUCCAUCCCCCGUGGCAGGAUCUGUGCUGGAUGUUCCUGUGGCCCCCAGUGGGCAGAGCAUUGCUGGUCCAUGGUGCCCGUGAUCUAUGUUAGAAAUACACCUGGCUGGGUGGCUCCACAUCCUCCUGGCUCCCCAUGGGCACCUGGACAUAUCCACAGAUCAACAUCAGAAAUCCAUUGUGAAGAGCACGUUUGUCGACUUCUGACCCGAGAAAAAUCUCACUCUUUGCAUCUUCUGGUGGUAUCAAGCAACACUGAAUGGCCUUGGAGGUCUUCUCCAAUAGAAAUCCAUCAUUUUAAUCCUUUCUGGCUCAUGGGCAUCUUCCACAGCCAAAUGGGAACAUACUGGGGCAAACCCCACAAUUUUGGAGAUGGUGGGGUGGAAACCCCUUCAAAAAGGGUUCUUCCCACCCAGCCAAGCAUGUGGAUGCUUUGCCAGCAGGGACACAUAAAUUCUUUUGUUUUGGCCUUGAAACAAAAAGGUUUCUGUUCAUUCCUUUGAAAGCCCUGUAACUGGGGUUAAAAAUAACGACAAGGAACUAAGACAUGGGUGGGGCCAUGGGGGGAGAUGGAUGAGGAUGUGAGGAACAUGGAUGGGGACAUUGCGAAGUGCUGUCCAAUGCAGGUACUGCCACCACAUCCCCACUAUCACCACCACAGUGCACCAGCCAGAUGUCAUCACCCAGCAGGGCAGGAGGUGGAACUUGUUCGGCUGUUGACAAGUGGCCCGGAGGUGAGUGACAGUCACCAGGGCGUCCUAGGGACUCCACGCUCAGAGGACCCCAAUGGCCCAAGGUACAGCACAAGGGUCAGUGCCACCCACAGUGUCAUGUGGCCCCAUGCUACAUGUCACCAGGGGUGUCCUGGUGACAUUGUCCCCCUGCUAUCUGUCCUGGUGGCAUCAUGUCCUUUCCCCUCUGUAUGUCCAAAUUCCCUACCAUAUCUUCCUCUCGCCUUCCAUGUGUCCCCUGCCCCCAGUGGGGCCAAAAACCAUGAGGUCCUGGGCUGUCUGAGGGGACCCAUCCUGUAGUGUCCCUGUGUCCCUCAAUGUGUGCCCAUGUCCCUCAGGAUGUCCCCAUGGCUGCUUCUGGCACGGAGCAUCUGCACUCACCCUGGCACAGGUAGGAAAACACUGUAACACCCCAUGACAUCCUUGUCCUCUGAUUUUAGGUCCUUCUCCCCUCCAUUUUCAGUCCUUUUCCCCUUUUUUGGGUUCAGUGCCCCCUAUUUUGAGUCUUUUCUGUGCUUGUUUGGAUUCUUUCCAUCCUUUACCCCAAUUUUAUGCACCCUCGCCUUCACUUUGGCACAUUUUUGGGUGCAUCCCUCCCUUCCAACCCCCUCCGCACCUUUUAGGCGCCCCUCACUCCCCUACACCCCAACUCCCUUCCCCACAGACAUCUCCCCAGCUGUGUC
Molecule: messenger RNA, 3358 nt
Organism: Cinclus cinclus
Lineage: Eukaryota; Metazoa; Chordata; Aves; Passeriformes; Cinclidae
Exons: 4
Coding region: 1-1041 (346 amino acids)
Source: RefSeq, a predicted model, not a curated record